CCAUGGCGACAGACGCUCUCAAUUCACUCCACCAGCCGGGAAAGCCCAGUGGUGUUGCUAUCAGGGCCCCCUACUCCUGUGCGUGGAGAUCCCCGGGCCAGACCCCAGGGCACCUAGCAGGGACCAUGCCCGUGUUGGCGCCCCCGGCUGAGCUCAGCCAAGACAGUCGCGUGGGGGCCCCGGCAUGGCGCGAGGCGGCACAGGCCACGACUCGCCGAGCGCACCACGUGACGGAUCGCUGCGGGCAGGAGGUGGUGACCAUGUGGCAGCCCAAGGCCAGCGUGCGGGACCCGCACGUGGCGCGCCACCUGUGCCGCGCCGCCUACAUCCUUCCCUGGCGCUUCCGCGUGGAGAUGCUGAAAGGUGGCAGCACCGUGGAGAAGCCGCCCCCUGGCGACGGCGUCACGCUGUGGAAGGGCAAGAUGAAGCCGCCCGCCUGGCACGCGCGCCUGCCGCUGCCCCUGCACCGCGACGCGCGCGCCCUGCAGACUGCCGAGGUGGUGCACGCGCACGCGCGCGGGGCGCGCCUCACUGCCGCCCGCCUGGGCCGCGCGCAGCACCAAGUGAACGCACGGCUGCGCCAGCUGCAGCGCCAACGCGAGGCCACCGACCGCAGGCUCAGCCAGGUGCGCAAGGGCCUGCUGGUCAACCAGCAGAGCGUCAAGCUGCGAGGCUACCGGCCCAAGUCAGAGAAGGUCCCCGACAAAGCUGACAGUGUGCUCACCUGGGAGAAAGAGGAGCUAAAGAGUAUGAAGCGGAAGCUGGAGAAAGACAUGGAGCAGUCAGAGACCCUGCUCAAGGCUCUGGCCUCCUGCCGUGACAACCUGGGCUUCUGCUGUAAGGAGAGGCUGCAAGCCGUGGACCUCAUGAACCAGCCGCUGGACAAGGUUCUGGAGCAAGCAGGCCGCCACUCCUGGGUGAACCUCUCCAGGCCCCCAACCCCCCGCCCUCAAGGCCAGAAAACACCACCUCCGGACCCUGUGGGCACCUACACCCCAGAGUGCGCCCUGGCGCUGUAUGAAGCCAAGCAGCUGCUGAUGGAGUCCAAGGACGCCCUGGUGGAAAUGGCCAAGAAUGAGGCGGACAUCGGCGAGCGCCAGCACCAGAUGAGCGACCGCGUGUGCGCCUCGCUGGCGCAGAAGAUGCGCGAGACUUUGGAGCUGAAGGAAAGGAUGAACAUGACCUUAGGGCUGAUGAGGGGGACGAUCCACCGGUGCACAAAAUUCAGCGAAGAGAUGCACAUUACCCGUGGACUCAUCAAGGGUCCGCUGUCGGAAACCCACCUGGAGACUCGGGAGAAGCUGGACCGACCCCUGGUCCGCGUGUACCAGAGACACGUGGGCACCCAGCUGCCUGAGGCCACGCGCCUUGCCCAGGCCUGGCAUGCAUGCGCACACACGCGCGCGCGGGACCCCGGGAAAGGAAACUCACAGCCAGCCCACGGCCCCCGCUCCCCUCGCCUCACCUUCCCUCCCAGAGCCUUCUAGCAGAAUUUAUAAUUAAAAACAAUACCGACGAUCAUUUAGUAGGCACCCAUCGUAAACCAAUCACUUAGCAUCCAAUACAGGAGAAGAAAGUGCAUCCCACAAAUUAUUUAACAGGCUGGAUCUGGGCACCCGGCGGCGGCUCCCCAGUUUCUCGCUGUGUGGCUUCGGGCAAGGCGCUGGCCCUCUCUGGUCUCGGUCUCGCCCCACAGGUGAGAUGAGCCACGUCCACUUCACGUGGUUGUGGUUGAGAUAGGUGAGGAUGGGUCUGUCGCGUGAUGUGAGCCGGAAGCUGUUACUGUGACCAGGUCCGUGUUGCAGAUAGGGAAACUGAGGCACAGAGGUGAAGCCACUUGCUCACAGCCACACAGUAAGUGGACAGCAGUGGGUGGGGCUGACCUGGCCUCUGCCCUCUAAGGGAGCUCACAAAUGGAUCCAAUGCUGCAAAAAAAAAAGUCAUCCUUCUGGGUGCAGCCUCCUCCAGGAAGCCUGCCCUGACUGAAUCCACCCAUCCAGUCACAGCCCCAUCCCUCUCCCAGGGGUCCCAAUGCCUCUGAGACUCUCGGCUGUCGGGGAACUCUUCACCAUCCUGGGUGAGGCAUUCAUGGACGAGGAGGUGACCACUACAGCCACAGGCAGCCUGGGCUGUCCGUGGUGCCACAUCUGCAGAUUCCACCAACCUCACAUCAAAACACUGCACCUGGAGCCAGCAUCGUGGCACAGGUGACACGAUAAGGCGGUGGCUUGUAACACCAACAUCUCAUAAUUGGUGCGCCAGCUCGAGUCCCGGCUGCUCCACUUCUGAUGCAGCUCCCUGCUAAUGCGCCUGGGAAAGCAGCGGAGGAUGGCCCAAGUGCUUGGGCCCCUGCACCAGGAUGGAAUCUCACUCAGGCUCCUGGCUUUGGCCUGGCCCAGAUCUGGCUGUUACGGUCAUUUGGGGGUUAACCAGUGGAUGGAAGAUCUCUCCCUCUCACUCUCUGCCUCUCAGAUAAAAAAUAAAUCUUCUUCAAAAAAAAUUGUAUGUUUACUGAACAUAUGCAGGCGUUUUUUGUUACUCUUACUCCCUAAACUAUCCAAAUGGUUUUUUAAGAUUUAUUUGAAGCCGGCGCCGUGGCUCACUAGGCUAAUCCUCCACCUUGCGGCGCCGGCACACCAGGUUCUAGUCCUGGUAGGGGCUCCGGAUUCUGUCCCGGUUGCCCCUCUUCCAAGCCAGCUCUCUGCUGUGGCCCAGGAGUGCAGUGGAGGAAGGCCCAAGUGCUUGGGCCCUGCACCCCAUGGGAGACCAGGAGAAGCACCUGGCUCCUGCCAUCGGAUCAGCAUGGUGCGCCUGCCACAGCGCGCCGGCCACGGCAGCCAAUGGAGGGUGAACCAACGGCAAAGGAAGACCUUUCUCUCUGUCUCUCUCUCUCACUGUCCACUCUGCCUGUCAAAAAAAAUUUUUUAAAAAGAUUUAUUUAUCCUCUGCCUGCGACGCUGGCAUCCCAUAUGGGCACUGGUUUGAGUUCUGGCUGCUUCCCUUCUAAUCCAACUCUGCUGUGGCCUGGGAAAGCAGUAGAAGAUGGUUCAAGUCCUUGGGCCCCCGCACCUGCAUAGGAGAGGCUCCUGGCUUCAGAUCAGAGCAGCUCCAGCCAUUGCGGCCAUUUGUGAAGUGAACCAAUGGAAGGAAGACCUUUC
Messenger RNA from Oryctolagus cuniculus (rabbit), 3158 nucleotides. The record is from RefSeq and is a predicted model, not a curated record. NCBI's taxonomy places the organism in Eukaryota, Metazoa, Chordata, Mammalia, Lagomorpha, Leporidae.